Molecule: messenger RNA, 1948 nt
Organism: Zymoseptoria tritici IPO323
Lineage: Eukaryota; Fungi; Ascomycota; Dothideomycetes; Mycosphaerellales; Mycosphaerellaceae
Exons: 2
Coding region: 137-1948 (603 amino acids)
Source: RefSeq, a predicted model, not a curated record
AUUGCGACCACAUCGAUCCACACAAAGAAUUACAUCCGACACUGAUCAGCGCCCGCCGCGCAUUCCUCGGCAGCAUACACUUCGCCAAUAUCCGUUCGCCGACAUCCAACCGUGACAUCUUCAACAGACAGACACCAUGGGCCGAAUGACGAGAGCGAAAGCAGCAGAAGUGGCUGGAAUGCUUCAUGUCCACGAAGAUGCGCUUCUUGAGCCUCCUUGCGACAACCCUGAAAUGGCCGGCCAGGUGAACCCUGACGGUCUCAACCGUAAGCCUCUCGGCGAAAUCUCUGGCAACAUUGGGAUAAGCGAAGACAAUGACAACGAGAUGGGAGACAUUGGAGGCGCAGUCAAGAGCAAGAAAGUUAUGGAGCAAAACGUGGAAUGCCAAAAUGAGACGAGCAGCAACUACACAUCUUUGGCGCAAGCAGGAGAUCGACCAGGAGAGGUCAUGCCAGAUAGCGUUGAAUCUGUGCCGUCGCCAGCGAGCGAGGCCGCGGCAGAAGAUUUAAUGAAGGAUGCUCCAUUGCUCGAGAUGUCUCAUUUGCCAGUGCACGAUACUAGACCGACGACACCUCCUUCAAGCGCCGUUCGAUUGACCAGGAGCCAGCUCGAAAUUACCUCUCCGGAACUGAAUGACCACUUCAACGACUCCGUCGCCUGUCCAGCCGAAGCAUUAAACGACGACGAGCAGAUGCCUUCCACUGUACAGAGAUUGCGCGAUUCGCCGGUUGAGGUGGUCGCGACGCCGAAGCAAAAUACAGAUCACAGCAUGAGCUCUCCCACGAUAUCGGAAACAAUCUACGAUCGGCUGGAGACCGCCGUGAUUGAAUCAGGGACUCCGCCACGAUCAACAUCGAAACCAUCCCCAGACGCAAUUAGCGCUUUAGACGAGCUCGAUGACGCCGUCGAGAAAAUCGCGGCCCAGGUCCCUGAAGUCCAGAACUCUCCUCAAAAGCCAAAGGCCAAGAGCCAGAGGCCUGUACCAGCUGUGCGCACCACCAAGGCCAGCCAAGCUCGAAUCUCCCUCGCCCAUGGUCCGAAAGAUACUCCUCGCGCUCCGGCCAUGGGCCGUCCGCGACAGUCCCUGGCUAUGAGCCAGACCGACUCAAAGCGUAUCACUUCAACUUCUAGCAUCAAGUCGAACGACAGCACUACCGACGCACCGGCAGAGAAGAAGGAAAUUGUCAUCCCACACAGCAAGCCUCGACCGUUCUCAAUGUCGUUUCCUACGCCGCCUCCACCACCAAAAUCAAGCAAAGCUCCAACUCAGAGUACAUUUCAACUCCCCGGGGAAGCAGUCGCUGCCAAGCUUAAAGCGGCCAAAGAGGCUCGUCUUCAGAAGGAAACCGAGGAGCAGAAGAAGAAAGUCUUCAAGGCUCGUCCUGCACCUUCCAUGACCAGCAAGCCUGUCGUCCGUCAGACUAGCGCCAGCAAAGCUCGCGAGUCUCUCAUGACUGGAGUCAAGCCCACACCUGCUCCCUCCGCGAGCCACAGACGUGCCGCCAGCCUCGCUUCCUCCCGACUAGCAGGUCGCACAUCCGUCGUGUCCAAACCCACACCGUCCGCCGGCAUCGCCAAGAAGUCCUCCACUCCCUCCUUCACGCAACCCAUCUCGGUCCCGAAACGUGCCUCAACCUCAAUGGCCACGCUUCACAGGCCCCGCCCCUCUACCGCCUUGUCCUCCAAAUCGAACCCAGCUGGCGCCGCUGCUCUCGGCAACAGAUCCAAUAGCACAUCCAAGGGCAAGGAAGUUUUCAACCGUGCUGCCAACGCCAAGAACUCCGCUGAGCAGCAGAAGAAGGAGAAAGAAGAGGCUGCGAAGAAGGCGAGGGCUGAGGCUGCGGAGCGCUCGAGAGCGUUGAGCCGCGAAUGGGCCGAGAAGCAGAAGGCGAAGAAGGCCGAUUUCAGGGCUAGUGUUGCCGGUGUCCCGAAUGCUGCGGGAUCCUGA